UUUCAUUUUGAUUACUACGAAAAGCCUAUUUUUAGGCUUUAUUUAUUUUAUCUAGGAUAGGACGAAACGACGAAUCAUUUUCCGCGUACAGUUGGAGAAUCGUGCUGAAAGAUCGAACUGGAUCGAACCAUCGAACUGACGAAACGCCCCUAUUCGUGCACCUAGGCACUGAGCCGCGAUUACAUCGGUUUAUCGACUCGGCUGAUCGCUGACUUGACAACGCUGAGUCUCAUUUGAUCCGGUGAAAAUUCAGAGUAAUCACAUCCCAUAAUCAUGGAUACGCGUGGCAUUGAGGUCACGAAUCAACUUCGAAGUGCCAUUCGUGCGAAGCUUAACGAAUUAGGUGUACGAUACGAUGAGGAACUACCAGAUUACAUAUUGGUGAUGGUUGUCAAUAAAAAAUCCCGUCAACAAAUGCAUGAUGAUCUAAAUUUGUUUCUAGAAGACUGCACAACUAUAUUUGUAGACUGGCUGCACGAUCAAGUGCUGAAGAAAUUGCAGAAAGUCACUGUGGCAAAAAAGAAAUCAUCCCGCGAGUUUGUACCCACGGUAGUAGUGAAGCAGGAGGAGGAAAGGAAGAAACGAAAGAUAUCCGCAACUUCGUUUCUGGAAGAUCAGACGGCAGAACAAUCGGUUGUCGACAAGUCUUUGGAUAAAAAUACAAAGAAUGAUAAACAACAACCUGUGCAAAAGCAACAAACGAUAAAGCCUUGUGUAUCUAAUCAAAACUCGGAACAGAGUUAUAGUAAAAGCGCGGAGAAAAACACAAAGAAUGUGCAAAGUAACAAAAGCAGAACAGAUGAGGGGUCGACACAUAGUAGCGAGUCCUGUCAGGAAUCUGCGUCACAGAAUUUCACGCGUGAUGAAAACGCGACAAGAGAUAAUAUUACGUCGGAAAAUUCUGCCGCAAAGACUGCGGAUACGAUUCGUGAUCAGAAAUCGAACGAAGUGGUGCAGAGUAGUAAAAGCUUGAAGAGAUCACUGGAGACGUCAAGUAGUCAUUAUGACAGCGUCGAAAAAAGAGAUAACGAAGUGAAACGAUCGAAACCUUCCGAGGAAGAGGAGAAGGUGGACGCGACCACAUCGCCUGACACAGUUUCGAAGAAGCUCAAGUCCUGCGUGAACAAACCAAAGAUCACAUCGGUCGUAUCGGUGAAGAAUCGGCUCGGUAUAGCAUCGCCGCGGAAGAAGUUUGAAGUCUACAGAGAAAAGGAAGGUAUCGGUCGCUCUCGACCAUUGGAGAAGCGAUUUGACAAGUCACAUCGUUACGACAACGAUCGUAGCAAGAGCAGAACCUUUGAUACAGAUGAUCGAAAUUCGAGACGUAAUCGCGAUGGCGAGUCCUCGCGUCAUCAUGACCAGGUAAACAGACUCAAUGAUGUGAGAAGUCGAAUAGAGAGUAAUAAGAGUGAGAGACUGAAUAAAAACGCGGCAGAGUCUAGGGAGAGAAUCCUAAAUUCCGGUUCCAAAACGGACAUAUCUACUAAAAAGUCCAUGUGUACCGUUAAAGAUCGCUUAGGCAUCGCGGGUAUCAAUAACAAAACGCAGAAGCAGCCCAUAAAAUCACAAGAGACGAUGGAUUACCGAAACAACUCGAGGAGUUUAGAUCAACUUAGCAACAGUACUAAGAAUAUCAAGGACAGAUUAGGUCCGGUGAGAAAUAAUUUCAGACCAAUGAAAAGACAGUCUCGCGAUAAUGAAGACGAUGGACCCAUGAUGCCUGUAAAUCUUGGUGCCAAAGAAAAAGAGCAAGAACAGGAGGAAGAUGAUGAACUAGAUAAUGAUAAUCAUUCUCUGAGCGGUCCCGUCAAGUCGCGCAUAGUCGCUGUGAACAGAUCUGCAUCCUCCGUCGUCGCAAAAACCGAGAGAAAACGCUCCAAAACCACAAACCAAGCUCCGUUCAAUGCGACUCAACAUUCCGGUUAUGGAAGCGCGAAAUCACAGUCGGAUAAGAUUGGAAAAGAAGCGUCCAGUGAUGUAGAUGACAUAAACAUCGAAGACACAAGGCUGCCAAGUAAAGUGAUUGUUACACCGAGGCCUUUGAAGCCACUACAACCGACGCAAAAACGCGCUACGCAGUCACUUUUGUUGAGAGCAGUCGCGGAAGCGAAUCAAUCGGUCGUCACGCAAAAAAAUCCAGAACCGUCCCUGUUGGACAAGAAGCCGGUCUUAAAGCGUCUUAAGCCUACUCCAGCUCGUGAUGUAAGUCAAAACUUGUCGGUACAUUUUAAUUCUAAUAAGAGACUGGUCAUGGAAAAGAUUCAAGUCGAAUUAAACACGGUAGAUAAUCUGGAUACGGAAGACGUCGAACCUUACGUACCUCAAGCGGUAACGGACGAGCAUAUGGGAGUUGUGAUGUCAUUGUUUCAAAGAAGCGACGAUAAUCAAAAGUUCUUGGUCACUCUGAAUGGAUAUAACAACAAUCUCAUGAAAGAGAAGGUGGGCUCAGAGGAUGACGAGGAGCGACUAGAAAUGGAGGUGAACGAGGACGACGAGUUCGCGCUGUUGACAACGCAUAGUGAGACAUAUGCGGCAACGACGACGACAUCGGCGCCAUCAUCGACGCCAGUUGACUUGGAAGCAGGUGCGUUCAGAAUAACAACGGAUGGAACGGAAGACGACACGGAAGACAUCAGUCCGAAAGAGGCGAGCGGAGAAGAGAACAAUGAAAAUUGCAAUACGGAGAACAUGGAUAAGACUGACGAAGCGCCGCGAAAACGGAGAAAAUUGAGUCCUAUAAUAUACAACAGAUCUCAUUCGCCGAGUCCCACACGAUUGAAAUCUACCGCGUCAUUAUUGCCAACGCUAGUCCCCAAACUUACGGAUAAGAGACCGGAAAGUAUAGGUAUAACUGUAUCAGAUAAAUCUAGAGAAAAUUGUAGAUACUGGCCCAAUUGUACAUUAGGAAACAAAUGCGCAUACUUUCAUCCUCCUGUUAUGUGCAGUGUCUUUCCGGCAUGCAAGUUUGGAGACAAGUGCGCCUACAAGCAUCCUAAGUGCAAGUUUGGUUUAUCUUGCACAAAGUUGGGCUGCAUGUUUUCUCAUCCCUCGCAACAGUGCAAGUACCAUCCGUUUUGCACGAAACCAGCGUGCCCAUACUCUCAUCCAGUUGUUUCCAUUCCGGUAACAGAAGCGACGAAUCAGCGGGCAAAAUUUACUUGGCGGCGGCGAGAUUGAGCGAAUUGUCGUGGAUAUACAAGCUUCUCAUGAGUACGUCAUUCUUUGGGAAACAAUCGAGUUUCAGACUGCAAAAGAUUACUUUGUACAGAUCGAUGAUAAAACGUACCUCACGCAAAUUUCAAAUAAUGCUAAUGUGAGAUUAUCACAGCAAAAUUGACUUUGCUAUUGAAGAAUAUAUCUGAAAAAAAAAUGAAGCUUUAGUCAUGAUUUAUUACAUCGGAUCAUAGUUCUUGCUUUCUUCUAAUAAUUGUAUUUAGUGCACUAGAGAAGAAUCUUAAAUCUUUAAAUAAAAUAAAUCGUUUAAUUUGAAUUGAACCAGAUUAAAAUGUUAAAGCUUUAAUUUGUAAUGUAAUAUGAUACAUUAAGUCGUUGACUUCUCUCUUGUUUAUUUAUUUAAUAAGCUCGCGCGUGCAUUGUCAAUCCGUGCUGGACGAUCUGCUGCCAUUUUUAGAUUAUAGUUUUAUGUAUGCGCGAAAAGAAGGAUGUAGAUUAGUUUUAAACACGGUUAGCCGUGCGAUGUCGAUUCUAUUAGCCUUGGGAUGAUUCUAAGACUUCUCUUAUAAUAGAUAAGUGGCAUCUCGCCGCAAUAAUCUCAUUUAUUACAUGUAUCAUAUAGCGAACAACGCAACAUUACGUGAAUAUGCUCGAGAAUGUGUCGCCAAUUGUGCGCUUCUAAGUAUAUUGUCAGUAUGUAUACACACAUGUACCACAAUAAAAUCUGAAGAUAGAAAAUGUGGGAAAGAUACACAAUGUUUUAGGAACAAAACUAUAAUUUACGAAAAUAAUCGAGUAUUUGCUUCUGAUAAUGAUACAUUUAGAUCUUAUGCUCGACAGUUCGCUAACACUAUGUUUUUCUCACAUACCUCAUAUCUUCAAAUUGUAUUUUAUACACACAUAU
Molecule: messenger RNA, 4078 nt
Organism: Camponotus floridanus (Florida carpenter ant)
Lineage: Eukaryota; Metazoa; Arthropoda; Insecta; Hymenoptera; Formicidae
Gene: Nab2
Product: zinc finger CCCH domain-containing protein 14
Exons: 8
Coding region: 274-3177 (967 amino acids)
Biological process (GO): regulation of mRNA stability
Cellular component (GO): cytoplasm; nucleus
Molecular function (GO): metal ion binding; poly(A) binding
Source: RefSeq, a predicted model, not a curated record